Camponotus floridanus (Florida carpenter ant) is the source of this 4953-nucleotide messenger RNA. RefSeq lists its product as uncharacterized. The transcript has 3 exons. Gene Ontology annotation, molecular function: aspartic-type endopeptidase activity; nucleic acid binding. Lineage: Eukaryota; Metazoa; Arthropoda; Insecta; Hymenoptera; Formicidae. The record is from RefSeq and is a predicted model, not a curated record. Bases 1 to 4953 code for a protein of 1650 amino acids. Gene Ontology annotation, biological process: DNA integration; proteolysis.
AUGAGUGCCGAUUUGAAGGCGUUGUUGGAAGCGCAAAACGACUUCCACGGGCGAAUGUCCCGCUCCGUGGACAAUCUGCGCAAGAUGGGCGUCUCGAGCAUCACGGCCGAAGCAGUCCAGGCUCAUCAUGACCUCAUCAGGACAACUCUGAAAGAUAAAUAUCUCGAGAGUGAGUACGCUAAGGCAGACUUUAUCGAUAUCGCGGAAUCAACUUACGUGUCUCAGCGAAGCUUACUUGUCGAAUACGCGAACAGUCUCAAAGACGAGGCGUCGAUCACGCCCAAGACCGAGCGCCAAGAGCAGACGCUCAAAACUUCGUUGCCGCGGAUCAAGCUCCAGUCAUUCUCUGGGGCAUACGGAGAUUGGCCCGCGUUUCGCGACAUCUUUCAGUCCAUCGUCGGCAGCAAUGCGUCCAUCUCCGACGUGGAAAAGCUGCACUAUCUCCGCACGAGCUUGCAGGGUCCUGCGGAAAAGCUAAUUAGAUCGUUGCCAAUCGUCGGGGGCAAUUACGAGCGAGCCUGGUCCAUCCUCAGCUCACAUUAUGAGAACAAGCGGGAACUCAUUCGCGCCAACUUCGCCGCUUUCAACGCCGUGGCAAGAAUGAAAGCCGCGACUGCCGACGAGCUUAGCCGCGUUUAUAAUGCAGCCACCACUGCCAUUAAUGCUCAGGAGAGCAUUGCCAGGCCAAUAGACACGCACGGAAUGGACCUCUUUAACUACUUACUUAUCGAGCGAUUCGAUGCGCAAACCCAGAUGCAAUGGGAGUCCUCCAUCCGCGACUCCGUCGACCCGCCAAGUAACGACGUGCUUAUGGACUUCAUCGCGAAGCAAAUCCUGACACUGAACGCCGUGCAGCCAGCCACCGUCGCGAAAUCCGGAGAAGCUUCCCGGUCCGCGAAGUCACACUUCGUGAAGCGCGCUUCGGACUCCUCAGUUUGCGCCGUCUGCAAAGAGAAACAUUCCGUUAUGCAGUGCGCGACGUUUAAGGCCAAGACCGCGACCGAACGGAAAACCCUGGUGGAGGCGCACAAGCUCUGCUUCAACUGCCUCGGGAACCACUUCCUAGCGAAAUGCCAAUCGACGAAAACGUGCUUCACAUGUAAGGCACGACACCACACUAUGCUGCACGACGCGUACUCGCAAGCCGACGGAGCAGCUUCGUUGUCCGCCACGCACUUCGCGUCGGACCGCAAGGCGAUCCUUCUCGCCACCGCUCGGGUCACCAUCAAGGACCACCUGGGGAGACCGCACGACGUUCGAGCGCUUAUUGACCAAGGGUCCGAGGUCUCUCUGGUCACGGAGGCUCUGGCCCAGCGGUUGCGUCUGCCGCGGGACCGCUCGAUGAAGAUAGCCGGGAUCGGAGGAGCAACCGGAGCAACUCGCGGACGGCUGUCAAUGACGCUGUCUUCCCCAAUCACUGGAGCAGCAUUCCCGGUGCAGGCGUACGUUCUCCCGCGUCUCUCGACGUACCAGGGGCCCGUCGUGCGAUCCGGCAUCACCUGGCCUCACCUACGCGGCCUCCCGCUAGCCGAUCCACAAUACCUUGACCGAGAUCCGAUCGAGAUAUUGCUCGGCGCGGACGCUUACUCCGCCAUCCUCCAGGAUGGGCUCCGCAAAGGACGUAAGGAUGAGCCAAUAGCGCAAAGGACCUCACUCGGAUGGAUCUUGUCGGGCGGUCAUCGAGCCACGACACAAGCCGGCCACACCGCCCAUCAAUGUACGGUCGAUCACGAGCUGAACGAUCUCGUAAAGCUCUUCUGGGAGCAGGAAAAGGAACCUGUCGCUCCCGUCGCGCUCACUCCUGAGGAGAAAAGAUGCGAAGACAUCUUCGCCCGCGAGCACUCACGCACUAACGCCGGGCGUUACAUGGUGAGGCUUCCCUUCGCCGGAACUGCACCCUCUCUGCCAGAAACCCGCCGGCCGGCCGAGCGUUUGCUCCACGCCAUGGAGCGCCGCUGCGAGAAGGACGCUCGAUUCGGCAACCUCUACCGCAGCUUCAUGAAGGACUACGAGGACCUGCAACACAUGGAAGCUGUAACUUCAUCAUCACAACGAGAAGAUACCGCACGGUGCUACUUACCGCAUCACGGAGUGUUGCGAGAGACGAGCACCACUACGAAGCUCAGGGUUGUAUUCAACGGCUCUCAGCUCACAACCUUGGGCACCUCACUGAACGCCAGCCUACUGACGGGAGCCAACCUCUUGCCAGCUCUCGCGGACGUGCUGCUUCGUUGGCGCUGGCACCACUAUGUCUUCGUGGCGGACAUCGAGAAGAUGUACCGCCAAAUCCUCAUCCACCAGGACGACCGCGAUCAUCAGCGGAUACUUUGGCGGCACAGUGCCGCCGACGACAUCCGCGAAUACCGCCUACAAACGGUCACGUAUGGCUUGGCGUGCGCGCCGUUCCUUGCCAUACGGACCUUGCACCAGCUCGCCGAUGACGAGGGUACACGUUUCCCGCGGGGAGCUGCCGCGCUGCGCCGCGAUACCUACGUGGACGACAUCGUGACCGGCGCCGGCACCCUUUCGGAAGUCACUUUAGCCCAGCGAGAGCUCCGCGGCCUCUGCAUGGCGGGCGGGUUUCCGCUUCGGAAGUGGGCGACGAACGACCUCCGCGUCCUGGACGGCGUUCCGCACGAGCACCGGCUCACCCACUCACCUCACUCGUGGUUUCACGAAAGCCACACCACGCUAGGUCUUCACUGGCAUCCGGCCGGUGACCACUUCACCUUUUCACAACAGGCGCGUCACUUCGAUGAACUCACUAAACGACGCGUGCUGUCUGAGACCGCUCGAAUGUUCGACCCGCUGGGCUGGCUCACUCCGGUCACGAUGCGAGCAAAAAUCUUAAUCCAGUCCGCCUGGCUCCAGAAGCUAGACUGGGAUGCUCCUCUUCCAUCAACGGACGCACUUGCUUGGAAGAGCCUGCUCACUCAACUCCCACGCCUCAACGAGAUAAGGGUAUCUCGUUGGCUCGGCAGCGACGGUUCGCACUCACAUGUUGACCUCCACGGAUUCGCCGACGCAUCGGAGCGAGGAUACGCCGCCGUGGUGUACCUCCGCUCCUCCACUCAAAAGGGCACCACGAUCCACUUGCUCAACGCGAAGGGCAAGGUCGCCCCCGUGAAGCCCGUGUCCUUGCCGCGACUCGAGUUGUGCGCUGCCGCCCUCUUAACGAACCUCGUUGCUCACACGCGCACUUUAUUGAGUCUGUCCGCAGCCCCCGUCUUCCUCUGGUCAGAUUCCAAGGUCACACUUCAUUGGAUUCACGGUCACGCCUCCCGCUGGAAGACCUACGUGGCCAACAGGGUGUCUCUGAUCCAAGAGCAACUGCCCGAAGCCCGAUGGCGACACGUGCCGGGAAGGGACAACCCGGCUGACUGCGCCUCCCGAGGCAUCCUGCCUGACGACCUGGUCGAUCAUCUUCUCUGGUGGACCGGACCAUCCUGGCUCCUAGAGGACGAGGCGAGGUGGCCAAGUGACGAUGGCGCCCUGCUGGACGCUGACUUGCCGGAGCGUAGAGCCGUCGCCUCACUGGCGGCUGCCGUCAAGGACGUUUCUGAGUCGGCCUUCCUUCUCCGGUUCUCAUCGCUGCACCGGCUCCUCAGAGCACUGCACUUCCACGACGAAUUCGACGCACUACGAAAAGAACGUGCCUUGCCACCGCGGAGUCCGCUCACGAGUCUGAAUCCGUUCAUCGAUGACAGCGGAGUGAUGCGUGUCGGAGGACGACUGAAACACGCCAUGCUGUCUCACGACGAGCGGCAUCCCAUUAUAAUUCCGCCGGAAUCCAGGCUGACUCACCUGAUGGUCGAUUCCUGUCACCGGCGAACCCUGCACGGAGGAGUGCAGCUCACCCUCGGGUUGCUGCGCCAACGGGUCUGGAUCCUGCGUGGUCGAGCGGUCGUUAAACGGGUCAUCCACCGAUGCGUCACCUGCACGCGAUGGAAAGCCGCCGCUCCACAACCGAUGAUGGGCAAUCUCCCCCGAGAGCGAGUGACUCCUGCACGCCCGUUCCUGCGCACCGGAGUCGACUACGCCGGCCCGAUCUUCAUCCGGACCAGCAAGGGGCGAGGCCACAAGGCGAGCAAGAGCUUCAUCUCAGUCUUUGUCUGCCUCAGUACCAAGGCCGUUCACCUCGAGGCAGUCACUGACUACUCGGCAGAGGCAUUCCUGGCCGCCUUCCGCCGCUUCGUCUCCCGGCGAGGCCUCUGCCAUGAAAUCUUCUCCGACUGCGGCACGAACUUCGUCGGGGCGGAUCGAGAGCUACGAGAACUGUUUCGCGCUUCCUCCUCCGACGGCCGUCGGAUAGCUCUCGCUACAACCUCCGACGGCGUGAGAUGGAGAUUCAACCCCCCGGCAGCUCCACACUUCGGCGGACUCUGGGAGGCAGCCGUAAAAUCCACGAAGCACCAUCUCCGCAGGGUCAUCGGCGAGGCCACCCUCACCUACGAGGAGAUGGCGACGCUCCUCGCUCAGGUGGAGGCGUGCCUGAAUUCACGCCCGUUACAGCCGCUGACGGACGACCCCGACGACGUGACGGCACUCACACCCGGGCACUUCCUGAUCGGAGCGCCCCUUCUGGCCGUCCCAGAACCGCCCCUCACCGCCGAGAAGGACACUGCACUCUCCCGGUGGCGACUUCUCCAGAAGAUGCGCGACCACUUCUGGGAACGGUGGUCGCGCGAAUACCUGGGCACCCUGGCCGCAAGACCGAAAUGGACCAGGGAUGAGACCGGCCCCAGCAUCGGCGACCUGUGCCUGCUCCGGUCCGAGAUCACACCCCCGACCAGAUGGCCGCUCGCCCGCAUCACGGCACUGCACCCCGGAGACGAUGGAAUCACCCGCGUGGUCACCCUCCGCACGGCGACGUCGAAGUUUACUCGGCCACUCGCGAAAAUCGUCCUCCUGCCGGGGGCCGACACCGCAGCACCAACAACUCCGGUCUCGUGA